UGAAAGUGUGCGAGUGAAUGCUGUGUGCAGAUAUUGAGCUGUGUGAACUGAGCAUGCGCGAAGCGUGAGUGUCAUUAUGAAGACUGUUCACAGAUUAGCACCUGCGCUAACUCGCACUCAUACUGCGUCGUUUAUUAUCGUGAAAGAAAGGUUUUUUGUGUGUGUGUUGAGCUGUCUGUUAUACAUGAGGUUAUAAUGCGCUGUUUAGAUCAUAGUGUUUGUGAAUUUAGAUUUUUACACUCACGUGCGAGCGUUUUAUUCAGCAAUAAUCUGCUGUAGGUUUGAUUGUUCAUGUCUUGUGGAAAUCGUAAUGUUUAAAUUAAGGUCAUUUUGAUCAGUUAGAUUCUAAGUUUGAUUGAAGUUCAUGACCCUAGUCUCUUUUCUUUAGAUUUGAUAAUAAGGUAAAAUCUCCCUUUCAGUGGCACAUAUGACACAACAUUACAGCUUGUUUACCAUGAGAAGAGCUUUACAAUGUGUUUCAUAAUUCUUGUUUUUAAAUUACUCUAUUUUACAGUUCACAAGCUGUGAUACUAAUAUUUCCAGCCCUGUAAUGAUUCAUUCAGUAGUGUACUGACUGCUGAGUGUAAAUGUGGAGUAUUAACGAAGAUGCUGACUGUUGAUGUGGUUGUUAAAAACAGGGAUGCUAUUUUGAAGGUUCAAGGUUAUCUUUAUUAUACCCAAGGGGCAAUUUGUUGUACAGACAGCAUUAACGACACACAACCAUCAGACGAACAAUAAUAAAUAGACAAUAAAUACAACAGGGAAAGAAAAUAAUACUAAUUACGAGACCAAUAAACAUUAAUUACAACAUAAGAAUCAAGUUGAUUUAUUUAAAAAACCAGUGGCAGCUGGGACAAAAUACUUUUUAAGUCUACUUGUCCUACAUGUUGGCAGAUUAAGCAGCUUAAACUCCUUAAACAGGGAGUGGCUUGAAUCAGCCAGAAUUGACUGGACCUUUUUCACUGACCAAUCAUGCAAGGUCCUGCCUGAAAUUUUGCUGCACACUUUAACGAUACCCUUCAAUCAAUUUUUAUUUUUGAGAUUGAGUGACCCAUACCAGCUGAUAAAAGAAAACGCACUGUGCUGAAAUAAGAGACUGGAGAAUCCUGAAAAACUACAGUAAAAACACAAGAGAUGGAGGAGGAAGCUUCCAAGGAGACGGUGAAAACCUGGGGCUUCCGCAGGAGCACCAUCGCCAGACGAGAAUUUUUGGAAGCUGUUGGCUCCGUGGACAGCAUCCCUCCUCCCGCCCCAAGUCACAGCGCUCAGGGUCGAGGGCGGGGGCGUGGCCGGGGCAAACAGACUGCAGCCUCUAAAAGAGGCCGUGGGGGUCGCGGGCGUGCGCUGGCGCCCGUGCUCACACCCGCUGAUGAGAAGUUCAGCACUGAAGAUGAAGCUAUGGAAGCCGACAAUGCGCUGCAGGGUGUUGUGGCGGAGCUGAAAUCAGGCGAGGAGUCUCUGAGUGAGGGAAUCGUAUCAGAUCAAGUCAAAGACAGCGAUGAUCUCACUCUCAGAGAGAUUCGGAAGCGCGCUGUAGCUCGGCGACUGGAAGAACUCAAACACGGAGGUCAUGAUGGUGUGAACUCUGAAGAUACAGAUGUAGGGACGCGACUACUGUUGGAACAAGAUCAUGUGAACGUGUUAGAUACCACAGAAGACACAUCAGGAGGAAACAUGUUUUCUUCCACAGCUGGACAGGCAUGUGGAGAUUCAGUUGCUGUCACAGGAGCUCGGAAAGCUGUUGGAGGUGCCAGAAGAGCUGAACGAGUGAAGACAGAUGGUGAGUUUGCAGAGGAAAAGCGUGAGACUGAGGAAGAGGAGGAGAGUAAGAGGAUGGAUCAGGAUGCUGUCUGCAGUAUAUGUCAACAAACACACAAUAACAGGUCAAUGAUCUGCUGUGACUCUUGUCGAGAGUGGUGUCACACUGACUGUGUUGGCAUCACUGAAGCUCAUGAUCAUUUCCUGCAGAAGAGUGGAAAACAAUACAUGUGUCCCUCAUGCUCUGAAGACCACAUCACCAGGAAGAUUAAAAGCACUAGCAGAAUCACCAUAUUUCAUGCGGAGGAGAUUGUGGUAGAAUCAUUGAUGGAGGAGCAAAACACACGGGAGGAGGAGGUGAAGGUGGAGGAAAAGGAGCAGAAGAUGGUGGAUGAGAAGGUUGCUCUUCCUAGCUGUAUUGGUCCGGGCUGCAGUAAUGCUGCUCUGCCAGAGUCCGUGUACUGUGGUCAUCAGUGUAUUGUGCAGCAUGCAGCAGCAGCAAUGAAGAAUCUCUCUGAACCCAAAACUGAGACUAAACCUACUGCUAAAUCUGCUGAAAUUAUCAAGAGCCAGAAACGAUCAUUUCUUGCAAAGCUUUUCAAGGUAAAGAUCAGUGAGAAAGCUGUACAGGAAGAGACUGGGAGCAAACAGGAGGUGAUGAAGGGAGAGUCAGUGUGUCCUGCUGCAGUCACUGACCCUGAGAAACCAACAUCAAUAACAACAUCAUCAGAUCCUGCUGUAGAUGACAAACACACUAUUGAAGACAGAAAGGAAGUUGAGUGCAAUACAGACACACCACAGAGCCAACUCUCAGAUCUGACACUAGAUAGUCUCCCUCCUGAAAAGGCACCUGCAGCCCCACCGAUAAAGAAAUCCACACCAGGAAGAGCCAGGAAAACCAUGCCAGGAUCUCCACGCCUGGAGCUUCUGAGAGGCACGCUCAUUAAAAACCCAUUUCCUGUCGCUAAAAAGCCCUCUGAGUCCACAGCAACAUCUGAGUCCAUCAAACACCCAGAUGUCCGACCUGCAGCGGACGAACCUGUUGCAGUCCCUCUCUCCAGUCCACUACAGAUCAGACAGAACAUUCGUCGCUCGCUAACUGAAAUUUUGCUUCAAAGACUAAAUGCAAGUGAUGGUUUGAACAUCUCUGAAAGUGAAGUUGAGAAACUGGCUGUGAACAUGGAGAAAGAGAUGUUCAGUAUGUGUUACACCACAGGUGGGGAGUACAAGAGUAAAUACCAGCAUCUCAAGCUCAGCCUGAAAGAUCCCAAAAACAAGGAGCUGUGUCACCAGGUUUUGAAAAAAGAAAUUUCUCCAGUCAAACUCAUCCACCUGAGUCAGCAGAACACGAAGUCUGUUGAGGAGUGCACUGGUGACCCGGUGCUUCAGAGGUCUUUGAAGAAGGUACCGUCUUCUCUUUCCACAGAUAUAGAAGAACAUCCUCCUGUCUGUCCAGAGACAGUGGUCAAUGUAGAGAGCAAACAGUCAUUGAGCAAAUCCGCUCCUUCAGAAGUGAAAUCAUCUCUGACUCAACUCAAGCAAAGCCAAACGAGGAAAAUAAACUCAGAUGUCCCAGACGUGAUCAGCAGCAUGCUGAAAGACACAACACCAGAACAUAAACGCCAUCUGUUUGACCUUAACUGCAGGAUAUGUACAGGCCAAGUAUCCACUGAAGGGGAGCCUGAACCAAAAAAACCCAAGAUGGAGAAGACAAAGGAUGAUAGCGUAGAAGAGAAACAUUCAUCUGUUGUUCAAGUGAUGGAAGAAGCACCCCCACCUAUUAAGCCAGUAUUAGAUGCUGAUGUAAUGGAGUCGCCUGCUUCUCCAAAUGCAGAGGACUGUGAAACACAGACACCAUCAGUGGAUUUCUCCCCUGUUCUGAUCCCGUCAGUAUCCACUGUGUCCAUCUCAAGACGAGACCCCCGUACAGCUCAAUACCGGCUAACUCCAACAUGUUCUGGUCCAACGGUUGUCUCUCCACCACAGCAACAUCCACCCCCAGUGCUCAAUGUCAGUGAAACUACUAAAGAGAUAAAGCCGAUCCAUCCCUUGCACGUGCCGCCUCCUAUGCCAAAAUCUAUUCUCAUGAAACCCUCGCAUUCGUCAGCUUCCAGGGUAGACACUUUAUAUGGCUCGACCACAAGCUCUCUUUUUAGGCUGUUGGACUCUCCUACUCCAUCUGACAAGGGGACAAGACAGUUUUUAUCCAAGCAGGACACUUUAUGGAAGGGCUUUCUCAACAUGCCAACUGUGGCCAAAUUCGUCACAAAGGGAUACUUAAUCUCAGGCUCCCCUGACUUUCUGAAAGAGGACUUACCAGACACUAUCCAAAUUGGAGGCAGGAUAUUGCCACAAACUGUGUGGGAAUAUGUUGAGUUGAUAAAAACAUCUGAUGCAAAGGUGCUGUCAUUGAUUCGGUUCCAUCCAUCAUCUGACGAAGAGGAGGUUGCAUAUGUGUCUUUGUUCUCUUAUUUCAACAGUCGAAGGAGAUUUGGGGUUGUUUCUAAUAUUUCUAAACACAUCAAAGAUCUUUAUCUCAUUCCCCUGUGUGCAAAACAGUCCAUGCCUGAUGUACUACUUCCUAUAGAUGGACCAGGGCUCGAACAAAAUCACCCUAAUCUUCUAAUUGGGUUGGCGGUCUGUCAGAAACCAAAGCAGCCUGAGGCAUUGCCACAAGAGUUUGGUGAGAAGAAAUCUAGAUCCCUGAUCCGCUCAGAGAAGAAGGAAACAAGCAAUCCUACCUCACUAAACACUCUCAUAUUUGAUGUUGGACAACAUAACACAAAGGCUUGUGAUACUGAUAUCCCCAUCAACACAAAUGUUCACAGACCUUUACCUUUGUUUGUGUCACCAGACCCACCAUGCUCUGCAAGGUCCCUUUCUGGCCCAUCUUCUCUGUCUAGUGUGUUAACUGUGUCAAAACCCACCACAUCUAUCAACACUGACCCAUCCAAAGACAGCUUCUGCACUACACCACUUCAGACCAUACUUAACACAUUAUUUGGUCAAAAGAAGCAACACUCUUAUGUCCCAGAGUGUAAGAUGAGCUCUUCAACAGAUGAAGUUCAGCAACAACAGAUGUGUAAAGAAACAAUAAAUAUAAUUGAGUUAUGUGAUGAUAGGCCUUAUGAUCCUGAGGAAUAUGAUCCAGCUACUACAUUUGGAGCCAUGGAGCCGACUCCAGCUGAAGUUGUGGAGUCUAAAGUUCUAACUGCAGCACCUGAUGAUAAUGAUUAUGAUGAUGAUAGACCGUAUGACCCUGAGGAGGAGUAUAAUGCAGUUGACAAAGGUGUAAAAAAUAACAUACCCAAAGUGUCAGAGGCUAAAACAAUAGAAGAAACCACUAAAGCGAACAGUGAUGUAGCCUAUGAUCCAGAGGACGAGACGGUGUUUGAGGAGAUGCAAAGUUACCUCACAAGUAAUGCCAUACCUCACAAGGCUGACAUCUGUGAACAGGUCAACAUUUCAAGUUCAACUUUGUCUGAGCAGCAAAAAAUUCUGGAAGAAUUAAAUAGGCAGAUAGAGGAACAGAAAAGGCAGCUAGAAGAACAGACAGAGACUCUGCGUCUACACAAGGAAGCAAUUGGUGUUUCCAUGGCCCAUUUUUCUGUUUCUGAUGCUCUGAUGUCACCACCCCCAUCGUUUGGCAGGGAAGAAGAGGAAAAAAUGCCCUUUUUUCCAACAGUUUAUAAGAAUAGGGAUGCACAGACCUGUCAAAAAACAAGCCAGGAUGCUGCGAAUGAGAAGCCUGAAUGUGAGGCUGUUGAAAAAGAAAGUGCAACACAAGAAUUAUUAAACAUGGAAGAAGAACAGAAUGUAGUAUUGGACACAAAGAAAGAGAAAUCGGCAUAUGAUGAAACAAAACCUAAAGAAGGGUCGCCAGAUAUUGAAACUGGACAAUCACACAUCACUAAAGGCUCCCACUCAGAGUAUUCUAGCAAAACAAGAGACGAAGGUAGCAGGUCUAUAUUGAUCACCAAUAGGUCAACAAGAAGGUCACGGCAUGAGCGCAGAUCAUACCAUCAAGAUAGGGCAUCUUCAAGAGCAUUGCAUAAAAAUAGAGACCCAAAGGAUGAUUCAGACAAACGGCACAGAAGUAGACAAUCUGCAGAGCACGUCUCUCAGCGAAGUCACAGUGACAGAAAAAGACUGACAUCCUCAAGAACAAGGCGUGAUCACCAUCACAGAGACUCGUCUAGGAAAAGGAGAAGUCAUAAUUCCACAAGUUCACGCUCAUGCCGGAGAGACAGAUCGUCACAGGAUGGUAGUUACCAGUCACAUAAGACCGACCAGCAAGAGCCUGGACCAUUUGCAAUGCAUAGCACUCAGUCUUCACAACCAGAUUCUGACCUGGAGCCAGGCAGCAAUCAGAUGCAAUCUCCGCACAAAUUACGACAAAGUGGUAAACUGCAGUGUGAUACUGCUACAAAUCAAACUACGAAUCAACUGCAAAGGGGGCAUGAGACCGAUCAGAGCAACCAGAAACCUCAAGCGUCCCAAAAUGCUGGUGAAGAUUCAUUACAGUCAUUUUAUAGUAAUCAGCCAUUCACUGGCCAUUCUGAAAUGAAUAGAGAUAAUGUGCCCCUCAACAAAAUUGACCAGUCUUCUAAACAAGGAUCAUUGCUGCCUUCACUUGGCAGUGGUAAUGUUGCCCAUGAUCAAACUUUCCAGCCAACAAACAUCACUACAGCACCACCCCAAGUACAGAAAGGCAUUUUACACCUUGAUUCAGAAAGUCAGUCCUUGGUGAGGGGAGCUCCAUCUAACCAGCCACCACUAAACCAAAUAGCUAAUGUUGGCAGGUCUAGACAGAUUAUUCAAAAGAGAGGUCUGCCAUUAAUACAAAAGCAUAAUUAUUUCCAACAUGAGACUGAAAAAUUAUGCCCAGGAGAUAACCCAGAAAUUGCUUUUUCACAAUCUGACCCUGACCAGUUCUAUUGCAGGGAUAUUACACGUCAAGAACUACCUCAGAAAGAAAGAAGCAAACUUUUAGUGCAUGAGGAAGACCACAACAAUCAGCUCGAUCAUCGCCAGUUUGAUCACCAAAAUUAUCCAAAUAACAUGUUAAGAAGAGGGUUUCUUUCAGAAGACACAGACCUGUUACAUGAAAGCAGUUUUCAAGAACCUGAAACCGAUCGAUUUCAUCACAAUAAUGUGAAAAAACAAAAUUUUCAGAGAGAUGAGUCUGCCCAGUUUCAGGAAAGAGAGUCAAUAUUAGGGCCUGCCCCUGUGCAAAAUAAGUCAGCCCAGUUUCAGCAAAAAGAGUCAAUAUUAGGGCCUGCCCCUAUGCAAAAUGAGUCAGCCCAGUUUCAGCAAAGGGAGUCAAUAUUAGGGCCUUCCCCUGUGCAAAAUGAUUCUGCCAAGUUCCAACAAAGAGAGUCACUGUUAGGGCCUGCCCCUGUGCAUAUGGGCAGUUUCAGGCCUCCUAAUCCUAAUCGACCUAGGGCUCCACUUGCUUCAUGUUAUGAUAAGUGGAAACCAUCAGGGGAGCCUCCUACUUUGCCCAUGAUGGAACAAAGAGGUCCUAAAUUUGGUCAGCAUAUGAAUGCCAACCCUAGUGCUUUGGAAGGUUCUAGACCUUUUCAAAACUUUGGACUAAGGGUCCAAUCCCCAGGCUUUGUGAUGCAUGAGAGUUCUGGAUUGACUAAAGACCGUCAGCCCAAAGGACCAUUCACAGAAAAGAUGUUUGAGAGUGUUGGACCUUCUCAAACAAUUGGGCCAAGGGGCCCAUCUCCAGGGCCAUGCCCUUUUCAGCAUGGUAUGGAUGGUCACAGUGGUUUACGUCAGUUAAUGCAUGAUAGAGCCCAUCUACAGCUGAAUUCAGUUGAACCAGUGAGCCCUCCUAAUGUUGCUGGGCCAUCUGAAGAAGAGUUAAGAGAUUUGCAACUACCACACUGUAAUUCUUCAAAAGGGUAUGUUCCACAUAGACAGUUUCACAAAGAACAGUUUGACAAAAAUGAAUCUUAUCCUCCACACUUUAAUUAUCCAAGAGGUUGUGCACCAUUUAAGGAAUUUCAUGAGGGGCAGUCUGAUUACAAAUGUUUUUCACAUGAGCAGCCUAAUGGGCCAAGAGGACAUUCUUCCCCACAUAAUGCAUAUGAACCACAACACUCUAACUGUCACCAAACAUUUGCAGAUGAUGAGGAAGACUACAGGACCCAGACAUGUAUUCUGAGACAGGCUCAAAUACACUCUCAAGACCCAACAUGUGGUCCAACCCAUAGCCAGUUUGAAGGGCAGCAAUAUUCAGAAAUUAGGGGUAAAACAAGAGGGGUUCAACAAUCUGAGUUUAGAGGACGAGGUAGAGGAAAUGUAGGGACAUUUUUUCAAAGGCACCAUGAAAUUAAUGUGCAAAUAAAGGGACCUCGUUUUGAGUCACCGCAGCAGUUAAUGGGCCAAAGAGAAGCAUCUACUGAUUUUCAUGGUCAGAGAAGGCCUUCGCCUCAAAAUAUUGAACAUUUUGAGGAUCAUAAUGAAGCUCAAUCAUCUGACCUUCCCCACCAUUCGACCUCAACUCCAACUCAGUUUAACAAGACACGGCAUUCAAAUCUAUGUGAGAGUCUGACUAUGGGACAGCAAAGGCCACAUGUUGAAGGCCUACUUAGACAGACAAAUAUUCUGCCUUUACGACGUUCAGGUCCGCUACUCCCCACUCCACCUGGAGGUCCAAUUAGGCCGCUCAUCCCCAGGGUACCAAGGCCUAACUUCCACAAAGAAUGCAAUAGGCCACAGGGACCAACUGCCAUAAGAGAAGGUCAUGUCACAGAGGACAUCAGUGGACCUUUGUUUCAUGGAGAGAAGCCAAGAGUUGGUCACAAUUUUAACCCUCAGCAAAGUGCUAACUCGAAAAGUGUCAUUCAAAAAGAACAAAGAGUAGGGCAUGAAGACAGAAGGAGAGAACAAAGUGUCCUGGACAGUAGUUAUGGACAACCAUGCAGAAGGUCAAGAGGAAGAAAUGGUAGAAGUAGGGCCGGAAAAAUGGAAAGGUUUGUUGAUAAAAAUCAAGACAAUAGAGGGAAAGAAAUGAGUAGAGAUAUAGACUCAGACAGAAGAGAUUUUUGUAGAGGAAGGGCAAGAGCACGUGGCCGCUUACUGCAAAGAAAUGAUAGGAGCAGAUCCCAUAGUGAUUGGUCGAGGAGUCAAGAUUUAGACUAUGGGGGACAGCAAGAUUAUGCCAUAGAUAGACAUCAAAAUUAGAAUAUACAAGGAAAAUAGGAGCAAGGCAACCCCCUGAAUGUUUAAAUGAAUAUUGUGUACAUGUGCAAGAUAGAUCUUGUUUUAAGCCAUUAUGUGGUUAGAAUUUACUCUUGAUAUUGUUUGGCUACAUCAGCAAAACAUGAUUAAUGUAUUGAAUUUUUCUUGAGAGAUCCUGCUAUACCGAUGUGAAUACUUUCAGUUGAUUGCUGAAAAGGAAAAAGGUUUUUCUUGUUAAGUUUUUGAAAUGUAAAAGAGUCUAAGCAGGACGUUCAUUGUUUAAGUUUAUGCUAACGUUUUAGAUUUUUAUCUCCUGCAAAGCUCUUGACUCAUGUUCUCAUGAGAUACUAAAUAACAAUGUACAUUUGUGUUCAUACAUUUUUAAGCAGUUUCCUAAAUGCACAUUUGUAAGUCAGUUAGAAUCUCAAAAGAACCUUGUGUAUGUCCUCUGAUUUAUGUAGUAAAGAACUGAACCACAAAGCCGGGCCUAUGUUCUGAUGAUCUAUGAUUGUGUGCGUGUUGUUAUAAUUACAAAUAUUACUAUGGAGGAAAACAAAAUGAUGUGGCCAUUUUGUAAUCAAGUAUUGGACGAGUGCAACACCGUUUCUCACCUUUGAUAUAAAUUAUUAAUUGCCAGUGUUUGGACAGUGACACUCUUUUCAUCUUAAUGUUUUAAUGAAACAUUAACUGGGGAUAAAAAGUAUACUCUCAGCUUUAAUAUGAGUAUAAACUAUCUUUAUUAAAUGAGUAGUUUUCGAUAUGGCAGAGUUUAGACUGUUUGGACAGUAACUUCUGUUAUUUGUCCAUUAUGCAUUUGUGUGCAUGCAAAGAGCUGCAGGUUUGAAAAUGUAAGUUUGCAUUUGCUCUGGUAAACUUUUGCAAUCCACAGGAGAUCACUAGAAAAAUGCCUGGCCAUUGUGGCAUUAAAACACACACUUAAGCAAGUAUAUACUGUAUAAACAAUGGGAGGCAUGCAAUGAUUUGUACAUUAUUAAGAGAGGACAGUUCAUAACUGUUCAGAAUUUAGUUCAUACUUGCACAUUUUGCACACAAAAAAAAUAAAUAU
Molecule: messenger RNA, 10018 nt
Organism: Myxocyprinus asiaticus (Chinese sucker)
Lineage: Eukaryota; Metazoa; Chordata; Actinopteri; Cypriniformes; Catostomidae
Product: death-inducer obliterator 1
Exons: 16
Coding region: 1135-8955 (2606 amino acids)
Biological process (GO): DNA-templated transcription
Cellular component (GO): nucleus
Source: RefSeq, a predicted model, not a curated record